UUUGUUCUCUUUGAACUCUGGUAGUUCAAUAUUAACUUGUGGUAAGCGCAGCUUUCUGACUGAGUUGGUGAUAGACUGCAUGAGAUGCUUCACGUCCUUUUAGGAUUACAGCCUCAGCCGUCCGCAAAGAUGGGAGCAAAGCAAGCACCUUUACUGCUCUCUUUACUUCUUGGUCAAGUUCUCCAGCUCACUUUGUGUUAUGAUGUGUUUAUUGACAAUAAGGAGGCUUCUCAGAUCAUCCGAGCAAAAAGAGCUAACACAUUUCUCGAAGAGGUAAAGCCAGGGAAUCUGGAGAGAGAAUGUGUGGAAGAGAUAUGUGACCAUGAGGAAGCCCGAGAGGUGUUUGAGAGAGUUGAUAAAACGGAAAUCUUUUGGAAAAAAUAUUUAGACUGUAAAGGAACAACAUUACUUAGGACAAAAACAAAUGUUGACAGUUUGAGAACAUGCGUGGAGAAAGAGGAUGACUGCUACGUCGGUAUUGGUGAAAAUUACAGAGGCAUUGUGUCUGUCACCAAAUCUGGAAGAGAGUGCCAGUACUGGAAAAGCAACUUCCCCCACAGGAUUCAUGAAAUUAAUGUCACACAGCUGCAGCAAGCAGAGAUCAACUGCAAAAAUGUAGAUAAGAGCGGUAGUGGACCCUGUAGUGAAUUUAAUGUCAUGCAGCUACCAGGGAACCGCUGCAGAAAUCCAGAUAAGAGCAGCGGUGGACCCUGGUGUUAUACAAGAGAUCCCACGGUCAGGAGGGAGUUCUGCAGUGUGCCAAAAUGCGGUGAAACUGCUCCUCCUCCUCCUCAACCUCCUACAGUCAAGACUCAAGAUAGUUACGUUAAAAGUAACUGUCUACAUGGAAACGGGGAGGCCUAUUCGGGAGAUCUGUCCGUGUCUUUGGGCGGUCGCACUUGUCUGCAUUGGAACGCAGCAGAAGUGCAAGCCUUGCUAAAGGGGAAAGAUUUUCUGCCUCAAGUUCAGCUGGUAAAGAACCACUGUAGGAAUCCAGAUGGAGAUAUGGAUGGACCGUGGUGCUAUGUAAAGGAAGCAAGUGGAAACAUAACCAUUGAUUACUGUAACAUUGAGUUGUGUGAUGCUCCUCUGGACCAGUUUGUGGAGGAUGCAGGUGGUCGAGAGAGAACAACUCAAGAAGAGAGGAAAUCUUUCUUUAACCCUCGCACCUUUGGUAAUGGAGAGCAAGAUUGUGGAGUGCGCCCCUUAUAUGAGAAGAUCAAUAAAGAAGAUAAAAAUGAGAAGGAGCUAUUGAAGUCAUACACUGGAAGCAGAAUUGUGCGUGGAGAUGAAGCUGAAGUGGCCAGUGCUCCAUGGCAGGUAAUGCUGUAUAAGCGUAGUCCUCAAGAGCUGCUCUGUGGUGCCAGUCUAAUCAGUGAUGAAUGGAUUCUGACUGCAGCUCACUGCAUUCUUUACCCACCUUGGAACAAGAACUACACGACCAAUGAUAUCCUUGUUCGUCUUGGAAAACACUCUCGUACCAAGUAUGAGAAGGGCACUGAGAAGAUUGUGGCCAUUGAUGAAAUAAUUGUUCACCCUAAAUAUAACUGGAAGGAAAACCUGAACAGAGACAUUGCACUUCUGCACAUGAAGAAACCUGUAGCCUUUACUGCUGAAAUCCACCCCGUCUGUCUGCCUACCAAAAACAUUGCAAAAAAUUUGAUGUUUGCUGGCUACAAGGGGCGUGUAACCGGUUGGGGGAACCUCAAAGAAUCGUGGACCUCUAACCCCGGAAAUCUUCCACAAGUGCUGCAACAGAUUCACUUGCCGAUUGUGGAUCAAGACAUCUGUCGCAAUUCCACCUCUGUCAUAAUCACUGACAAUAUGUUCUGUGCUGGUUACAAGCCAGAAGACUCGGCUAGAGGUGACGCUUGUGAGGGAGACAGUGGUGGGCCUUUUGUGAUGAAGAGUCCUACAGAUAAACGCUGGUAUCAGGUUGGCAUCGUGUCAUGGGGUGAGGGUUGCGACCGUGAUGGCAAAUAUGGAUUCUACACACACCUGUUCCGUAUGCGUCGCUGGAUGAGAAAAGUCAUUGACAAAACAAGCUCAGCAGAUGAUGAAUGAUCCUCCAGCCUUUACACAGGGACCUUUACCACACAAGAACCACUUUGGUUAAAUUUGAUUCUGCAAAUUGAUUAUUAAAAUUCAUAGUUCUUUAUGUUGUA
Misgurnus anguillicaudatus (oriental weatherfish) is the source of this 2165-nucleotide messenger RNA. It is a transcript of the gene f2, whose product is annotated as coagulation factor II (thrombin). Gene Ontology annotation, cellular component: extracellular region. The record is from RefSeq and is a predicted model, not a curated record. Gene Ontology annotation, molecular function: serine-type endopeptidase activity; calcium ion binding. Gene Ontology annotation, biological process: platelet activation; positive regulation of blood coagulation; blood coagulation. Lineage: Eukaryota; Metazoa; Chordata; Actinopteri; Cypriniformes; Cobitidae.